GCGGCUUCAUUCAGCAUCCACCAGCGCAGCGGUACACUCAGCUCCCAGCAGACAAUCCAGAGUUUAUCCAGACUUUAAGAAGAAGAGAAAAAUGCCUUUGAGAGGACCUUUAUUCCGUCUUCUCAGGACUCAGAUGAGCCACACCUGCCAGCAGAGCAGAGCUCAGUCUGUCGCUGUUUUAGGGGCUCCAUUUUCAAGAGGACAGGUGAGAAUUACGCGCUUUAUUUUAUCUUCAAAAAAGCAUCAUUAUUAGUAUUCAAAUAACGCGGUUCUGUGUGUUUUCCUGACAGAAAAGAAGAGGCGUGGAGCACGGUCCGAAAGCCAUCAGAGAUGCGGGACUGGUGGAGAGGCUCUCCGGUUUAGGUAGGUGCUGCUGCGGGGUUAUGUAACAGCGGAUGGUUGUCACCUGCAGGUUCUACUGGGCUCCUUUUAGACAGAUAUAGCCUAUAGUUCCCAUCACAGUGUUUGAGCCAGCCUGUUACAUCACCCAGACCGUAAAUACUAACAUCCAUGGAGCUCUGGAGAGGCUGAUCCAGCACGCAGGCUUCGGGAACAAAGUGGUCCCAGUUUAGAAGAGUCUGAGCAGGACUCUUUGUCUGACAGUUUUAUUGGAUUACGGCAGAAAAUUACCAGAUUUAGAGAUUUAAUCUGAACUAAGUGAGUCUAUGUACAUUUUUGAUCCAUCAAAAACAUCCAUAGUCAUCUAAAAUGAUGUUACAUGAAUCUUCAUGCUCUUUAAGUGAUGCCAUGUAAGGGUAGAGACGCUUUAGAGGACACACUGUAACUCCGCACCGUCAUGCUGUAAUGUGAUUUUCUGUCUUUGUGUAAUUCGUGCACAUGUCCGCCCGCUUUAGUCAUUCUCGGCACAUGCUCGGAAGCCUACAGGAAACGGAGGGUGAAUUAUUUCCACUCUGUCGUCACUGCAGACAAACCCAGUCACCCCCUACUGUCUGUCUUCACCCACUCCUUUGUAUUAAUCUCUCUCCUGUGCGCCUGAAAGGAAACACCUCAGGGGAGAAAGAAUCUCCUUUCUUAGGUUAUAAUGUGUUAGAAAGUCUCAGUCUGCAUGACAAAGGAGGUACAGUACAGAGGGAGGUGAUGCAAUAGAGGAGGAAAUUACAGGAGGAGUAAGAGCCGGGAUGAAGUAAAGACAGCCUGACUGUACCGAGUCUAAAAGAGGUCACUGAAAAGUCAGAUAGGGGAGAGUGGGAUAAGUUGAGCCGCUCCCUGUUGCUUGGAAAUCAAUUCAUGGAGUCUGUGAAGGUUAGAAGCACAUAAGUGAAGGGGUUAGACAUUUAUUUACUCUUAAAAGUGAAUUUAGUCUGUCAUAAGUUUGAUUAGAAAUGUGUUCAGACCCAAAAAGAUCAUUUUAAAAUGUGGUAGCUCAGAGGACGAAUAAAGUCAUAGUAGUUCAGGGGUAAGUGAGACAGUAAAGGAGUCUGAUGAGAGGAUCAGAGUUUACAUUCAGAUUGUUGAAAUGUUUGACUUUUUCUUUUUAAAAAUACGACUGUGAAUGUUUGGAAUCACUUAAAGACAUUCUCAUAUUAAAACAGCUUUUUAGCAGUUAUAUGUAAUAAUAAUAAAAAUAACUAUUGUACCAGUUGAAUAGCAUAUAAUAGAUAAAAAUAUACAUGUCAACUUAGGAGACCACUUUUUUUGUCAUGCUAUAUGAUCAAGACAGUUCUGUUUACACUCAUUCUGUUGGUUUGCAGGGAUACUUAGAGACUAGUUAGAGACAAAACUAUGAUUGCUAUAAUGUAGUGAUCCAUGAAUUAAGAUUAAUACGACACCGCAGAUACAAAAUAGCAGACUUUUAGAUCCAUCCUAAAACUUACAGAGCUAUAAAAGCACAGAGCUGACGGGAAGUGUCUCCAAACUCAACAAAUGAAGAUGCAGCAGUUCUUAAAACUGCACCUCCCAGAGCGUCGACUUUGAGCUGACUGCAGAAGCACCAGAAACCACAAACACGCUCAUUAAAAAAAAGAAGCGUACGUUCACAGCCUGGUUUGAAAACAGGUCAGAGAUCCCACAGCACCCACUGUACAGGGAGUGGAUAUUUUAGUGUCAAAUCAGAGAAAUACUGCAGCUUUAGAUGGUUAAACGUUUCAUCUUUUCACAUAAUUGAUGUUAAAAAUGAAAAUGUAGGGCUGUUUUUUUAAUAACUCCAGUUUCAGGCUUUAAAUAAUCCAGGAUAAAUGUAAUAGCCGAUGGUCUUGUUUGCUUUUGUAUAUCAUAAAAAGGCUUCAGUAAAAAUUUCCAUCUGUUUGCAUCUUAUUUCCUUUUAAAAAUCAUACCAGUGUAAAUAUUUGCCAAUCUAUUCUACUGUCCUGGCAGCUAUAAAAAUAUAACCUGUAUUAUCCUGUUGCCAAUGGAAACCAGUCUGACUGCAGUUAGUGUGUCAGAGCUGGGAGAUUCAACAAUGUACCAGCUGUAAGAAUACAGGCCGCACCUUUCCCACCAUAUCAGAUGUUGAUAAGACGAUAGACGGGACAGCUCUGGAUCACCUGGCAUAAGAGACAAAAUACCUGGGUGUGUUUAGAAACAGGUACAGCAGCAGCAGCCUAAGGGAACAGCUACACACCUUUAUAAUCCCUGUGUGAACGCCGGUAUAAACCUGCCAUUCUCUCUUAUAGUUAUAAAUGUAUAAGGACCAUUGAGAGCCGAGCAGCCAGUCCAUCAUGACUCUAUAUUCCUGCACUGUAAUGAUGUAGUCGGUGUGUGUUAUGUAUGCUGUAGACAGAGUAUUUAUAGCAGCCUUACCAUGCAAACUUACAGCAACCUACUUUUACAGCUGAAGUCAAAAAGACAGAUGUAGCUUCAGGUAUCAGUCUGACUGACCUCCUUAUUGGUUAUUUAACAUUUAUAACUGUGUCAUCUUUUUAGUUAUAUAACUCAGCCGUAUAGACGGUCAACUUAAAGGCGGAUUAUGUUUUUUUAUUAUUUCUAUCUAUAUCCUUUACGUCAAAAAACUCCUCACAGGAGCUUUAAAUAAAAGUGUAUAAAUAAAUAAUAAUAAUAAUACAUUUUAUUUAUAGCGCGCUUUUACAGGUGCUCAAUGAUGCUUUACAAAAAAUUAAAUACAGAAAAUUUGGAGUAAUUAGACCAACUAUGUAAAAGGUUAAAAAAGACACAAUAUGAAAAGACAGUAAAACAACAGUCACAGGUUAAAAGCCAAUUUAAAAAGGUAAAUAAAGUUGCAGUCGGGGUUUUACUUCAUGGAUAUUUGGGUUCAAGUUCCUGGAAAGCAUAUAAAGGGUCAUAAAUAUAUGGCUAGGUAAAAAAAAUAAAGUUUAUAUGAUGUUGUUUAUGUUUUCUUUACAUAGGUAUGAUUUACUUGUUUUAUUAUGUAUCUUUAAAGCUCCUAUAAGGAACUUUUUGCUCGUGUUGGUUUCGGCCUCGCCUUUGGCCUGAGAAAAAGCUCAUCCUGUUACAGACGCAGAAAUAGAAAUGGUCAGAUUAGCUCUGAAAAAGGCGUCAUAUUCGAUUUAGUUUGUUUCAUAACCAGCCUAAGAGUCCUAACAGGAGCUUUAAAUAACACAUAAACACAUAUAAAGAACAUGUUUUAACCAGUGAAGGCCAAAUAUCAUGAAUGCUUUUCGCCUUACCGACAAAGUUAUAAUCUUUGAUAAAAGAUGAGUCAUGAACUGAAACGGUUUCAGUUGCUUUUUGUCCAGUAAAUUUGAAGGUCUAAAGUCUGAGGCUGGAGGAUGGACAUGAGCUGGCAGACUUAGAGGAAAUAGUUGGCAGGGCUCUGUUUUCCUGGCGGCUCAAUACGGCAGUGAAAAAGAUACAUCUGCCAUGUCACCAGCUCAACCCGAAACUGAAACCUUACUAUAAGAAAUACCGAGCCUUGGAACAACAUGUCUCCAUAAAAAAGACAGGAUGAUAAACCCAAACAGUUGGAGGAUGAUUUGGGAUAUUUCCACAGAAAACAGAGCACACUUGUAGCAGCUGUGAUGAGAACUUUCACAGCAAACAGGAGCAGAUCUUACAGCCUGUUUCUGGCUGGACUGUUUCUUUUAAUUAUCCUGCAAUAGGUGUGAAAGCUUGCAUCAAGACAAGAGCUAUUCCUGUCCUGUCUACGAAAGGUAAUGGACUAAGCCGGUUCCCUUAGAUCAGCAGGGUAACACUACACUGCCAUCGGGAGUUGUGCUGACAGACAGACCCCCAAUAUGGAGGGUCUCCUCACUUGUUUACUUCUUACAGCAGGUCCUCCCCUAAGGGAACAUUUUUCAGUCUUUACUUCUGCAGCCUUUCCAGCUCAGAGUGGACGGCAGCCUCUGAAACCCGAGCCGAUGUGGGAAAGGGGACAAGUGGAAAGCGCCCCGUCACUAAUGUUCCACUGGCAUUAGAUGACUCAGUCUCCUCAGACCGCGAGCUAGACAUGUUUAGUCAUGCUGUCGGGGCUGUAGAUGGUGAACUAUUUUCAAUUAUGUAACCUCAAUAAGGUACUCUGUCAGUAUUUUGACCUCUGGCUGGUACAAAAUAUUUCUGAUAGGAAUAGAUCGGCUAAAUUAGGAUCACUGCAGGGUGCCUAACGUUAUCAACAACAACUUUAUAACUGCAUAAGUGAUGCCAACUCAUGGUUCUAUCAUAACCCUGUGUUUGAAAGUUUCUUUUCUUUUACUGGCCUGCAAACUUCAGACUGCAAACUAUAAUAUGUAAGAAAAUGCAAGGGAAGGGCUGAUAACACACUACAAACACCGCUGAAUCAUGAUAUUUUGUCUGGUGAUAUAUCGUAUCUUAUCAUAUGUGUGUACUUUCCCCAUCAGUAAAUGCAAUUUCAUUGUGCACAGUUGCAAUGACAAUAAAAGAUAUAUUGUAUCGUGGCCCAGGUAUCCUGAUAAUAUGGUAUUGUGAUAAUAUGGAACCACAGCCCAAGUAUUGUGAUAAUAUUGUAUCAUUAUAAUAUCGCAUCAUGGCCCAAGUAUCGUGAUAAUAUCGUAUCGUGAUAAUAUCGUAUCAUGAUAAUAUCGUAUCGUGAUAAUAUCGUAUCGUGGCCCAAGUAUUGUAAAAUAUUGUAUCGUGGGGACACUGGUGAGUCCCACCUCUAGCUGAAGAGUAUAAAUAUGAGGGAAAUAAUUCAGAAGCUGCAGUUGUAAAAGUCAGAGUCACAGUUAAAGAUGUAGUAGUAUCAGCACAAGAAGUUAAAGUGGUUGUCUGAAUCGCAGAAUGAAUUCAUAACAGCGUUUUCUCAGCCUUUUAUAGUUGUGAUCGCUGAAGUAUUGGCAUAACAGCUUCUGAAGUUAAUCACCUGUAUCAUCAGAUAAGGCUAACAGCAGUUUUAACAGUAGUUCCUCUUUGUUUCUUUCCUCCUCAGACUACUCUGUCCAUGACUUUGGAGACCUCUCCUUCCACUUCCCCGAGAAGGACGAGCCCUACAUGAACGUUCAGCGUCCUCGCACCGUGGGUGCAGCCAACAAGAAGCUGUGCGGCGCAGUGAGCAGAGUUGUCGGUGCAGGACACACCCUUGUUAUGCUCGGAGGUGAUCACAGGUAAGGUACACAAUGCAGGAUGUGCUGUACGUUAAAACCUGCAAUUAAAGGUGUGGCAGAGCUUGUACAUCAGGUACCUUUUAACUCUUGAUAAAUCCAUACCUGUGCUCCAGACUCAGUGUCUCCUCCUCCUCCUUCUCCUCCUCUCACAGCAUGGCGAUCGGCUCAGUGGGAGGCCACGCCCAGCAGUGUCCUGAUCUCUGUCUCAUCUGGGUCGAUGCCCACGCAGACAUAAACACGCCCAUGACUUCUCCAUCAGGAAACCUCCACGGCCAGCCUGUGGCGUUUAUGCUCAAAGAGCUGCAAGAUAAGGUGAGCAGAGAUAAAGACGAGAUAAAAACAGGAUGUUUUGAGACGUACUUUAGGAUAACUCAAAGAUAAGGUCGAGGUGAAGGUGCAGUGUGGUGCAUUCGCUCAGUUUCAGCACAUUUAGAUUCUGACACUGAAAAAUCUCCCUCUGUCUCCCUUAGAUGCCAGACAUCCCCGGGUUCUCCUGGACGAAGCCCUUCCUCUCCUCGAGGGACCUGGUCUACAUCGGACUGAGAGAUGUUGACCCCGGAGAGCAGUGAGUACAAACAUCGAUUAAACUUUUACCGAUGGGACUGAUCUGAUAGAACUUGUUUUUGGAGAAGUUUUCUGAUGUUUUACUUUCAUUUCAGCCAAAUCCUGAAGAAUCUGGGAAUCCAGUACUUCACCAUGAGAGACAUCGACAGACUAGGGAUCCAGAGAGUCAUGGAGGUCACACUGGACCAACUUCUGUCGAGGUACGAUCGAGUUAUUUUGAAGUUCAGUUUCAAGUAAAGUCACUUCAGAUUUAGAAUAGAAUGAGAACUCACCUUUCUGACCUUCUAUUACAGGAAACAGCGACCGAUCCACUUGAGCUACGACAUCGAUGCCUUCGACCCGUCUCUGGCUCCAGCUACAGGAACGCCGGUGAACGGAGGUUUGACCUACAGAGAGGGGAUCUACAUCACAGAGGAAAUCCACAACACAGGUACAGAAGACCACACACAUUCAUCACACGAUCAUCCAAUCAUCCAGGUGUCCAUAUCUCACCCGUCUCUGUGCCGGUUCGCAGGUUUGCUCUCCGUCAUCGACCUGGUGGAAGUGAACCCCACAUUGGGGGCGAACCCUGAAGCCGUGGAGUCCACCGCCUCUCUAGCAGUGGACGUCAUCGCGUCCUCUCUGGGACAGACGAGAGAAGGAGCUCACGGGUCCAUCGAUGAGAUCCCCGCUGCGAAGGACGAGACAGAGAAGCUCCGCCUCUAAGAGCGGGAAGAAACUCUCUGAACUCUAUCAUCCCUGGGCAUUCCUCUGUUUGAAUGACAAAGACUGAAUGGAAACGUAGCUGAAGUUUUGAAGGUUUUGUUCAUCUUUCUGCUGUUUUAAUGAAAAAAAAAAUAUUGGAACUCAUCAAAGUUUGAAACGUGUCCCUCAUCCUCAUGAGAACCACUAAUUAAGAAAGCUACUCACUCUGCUGCUGUAUGUUUCCUGUGUUCGCUGGCACGGCCCUCACGUAUUUAUUUCGUGUUUGUUUGAGAAGAGUAUGAACCUGCCUCAGAGGUAUGACCUGGUCUUGGAGGUCCGCAGUUUUACGUGGACCCCCGGACUGUUUCGUGGCUGCGCCAGUUAUUAAAAAGAAGUAAUGAUGUGUUUGCACUUUUGGACCAGCUGUAGUUACUGUACUGUCUUUAGACUUUUGUAUUUUAAACCUCUCAGUUAAUGUUUUAGAGUUUAUGUAUGUAGAAAAAUAUUCACUAACAUCACUGUUUGAAUUGGCUUGAAAACUGUUGAAAUCCAGCUUUGGUGUCAAACGCUGGAAAUUACAAAGUAUAAAGUAUUAAAAUAUGAACUAAUUGAAGUUUAAUUUGAUCCGAAAGUUUGGUCUGUUUGACUUGAUGUGACCACUGAAGACUUUUGUCCUCCUAACUAAAGAGUUUAUAUUUUGGUCUUCCAUAAAUGUGAUUGCAUUUUUCACAGCUGUGUG
Xyrichtys novacula (pearly razorfish) is the source of this 7482-nucleotide messenger RNA. The record is from the annotation of a GenBank genome assembly. Lineage: Eukaryota; Metazoa; Chordata; Actinopteri; Labriformes; Labridae.